GGACGCGAAGUGCGUCGGACCGCCCAGAGGAGGUGGUGGAGGACGAGCGAAAGGAAAGUGGGGAUGGCUUCUCUUUCGUUUGCCCGUGGACUAUGGCGGGGCUGCAGCAAAAGAUUAAUUUCCACUGCAUCUACUCCUCAACUUUCAGCAGCAGAAAUUGCUCAAAGGCGCAACGAUCUGUUCACAAAAGAGAAAGAAAGACAACUGUCUCUUAAUCCACGGAUUGAGAAAAUUGAAGUAAAACAUGUGGGUAAAUCACAUCCUGGCACCUUAUUUAUAAUGAACAAAGGACUUUCCACUCCAUACAGUUGUGCUAUGCAUUUAAGUGAAUGGUAUUCUACGAGAUCUGUGCUUGCCCUUGUAGAUGGGCAGCACUGGGAUAUGUACAGGCCUCUUACUCAUUCUUGUGAAAUUCAGUUUCUUACUUUCAAAGAUGAAGAUGCAGAGGAAGUGAAUAAAGCUUAUUGGCGCUCUUGUGCUAUGAUUCUGGGCUGUGUUUUAGAACAAGCAUUUAAAGAUGAAUAUUCAGUUACUCUUGUUAAAGCUCCAGAAAUACCAGUGACGUCUGGAGCGUUUUGCUAUGAUGUAAUCUUGGAUAGCAAACUUGAUGCAUGGACACCAACUGAGGAAAAUCUCCAUUCUCUUUCAAAAGAUGCUUUCAGAUUAAUUCAGAAAGACUUGCUGUUUGAAGUGCUGGAUGUCGAUGCAAAAGUGGCACUUGAAAUAUUUGAGUAUAACAAGUUCAAACAGGAUAUGGUUGACGAAAGAGCUUCUCAGAAUUCCAAAGGAGUAGUUACAGUGCACAGAUUUGGUGAUUUUGUAGACAUUAGUGAAGGGCCUCAUAUUUCAAGAACUAGCUUGUGUGAUCAGUAUGAAGUGACAGCAGCUCAUAAUCUUCAAAGCAGCCAGUCUGAAUUAAGAAGAUUCCAAGGUAUCUCUGUACCACAUCAUUUAAAGCUUUAUCAUACUAUAUGGCACAGAUUGCGGAAAAGAUCACAGAAACUAAUCAGUGAAAAAAGACCAAAAGAAACAAACGAUGGAAAUGAAAUUACAAACGUUGAACUAGCCUGACCCUUUCUAAUCUGUAUGUGUGGAAAUACUUAUAAAUUAAAUUGAGAUUGUUUUAAAGUACAGAUUCAUGAUUCAAAUCAAUUCCUUGAAAAAAUUCUUUGAGAGAAGGUUUUCAGAGACUCACAGAACAUCACCCUUGCUCUACCAGAUUAGGAUUUAGAUGUAAUGGCAAUAAAAAAAGAUUGCAUAUCCAGGAGUGUUUUACAGUAUCUGCAGGCAUUCAAAGCCUGUUGCAAAAUGAGAGAUGAGUUCAGAUACUGAUCCUGACAGACAUUGGAUUUUCCUCUCAGCUUAAAUACUUCUACAAUUCACAGUUAAUGAAUAUGAGCAAUAAGCCUGUACACAUCACUCCAAUUCAAUUUGAAUGGAAGAUUCAAAGAGGGUGUGAUUGAAUUUAUGUUUGCAAUUUGAUAUUUGGAGCCAAAUUGAUUUGAACUAUUUAAACAAUUGGGAUUCAGAUUAGAAUAUCUAUCUAUCUAUCUAUCUAUCUAUCUAUCUAUCUAUCCAUCCAUCCAUCCAUCCAUCCAUCCAUCCAUCCAUCCAUCCAUCCAUGGGCUAUAAGAGCAAAGCAUUGAAAUACCCACAGAUGUUUAUUAUUGAAUGAGAUGAAAAUAGCAGGUUCAGUAGACAUUUUAGCUCCGUCACGCUUCAGCUGGAUGUUACAAAAUAUUUUUGAAGUAAUAUUCUUGCACCUCUUUGAAGGCAAAGAGAGCUUGACUUGUGCUUACUGAACCAAUGCAGCAAGUACCCUACUCCAGUUUUAAAAUAAAGAUGUUCAGAAAAUAUUCUAAGAUAAUGCUUGUUUUCUGGAGUGCCAACCCUAUCUCUGGAUUUGCAGAGUGAUGGGAAAAUAGAUAUAUCAGGAUGACUUUCUUGCUGCUUUCUGAAAAGAACCCUUUCCUCCCUAUUGGGACUCAGUUGUGUCGUUGGCAACUGUUAGCAGAGGCAACAGACACAGGUUAAGUCAAAGAGAUACAAUUCUAUAGAGGUAGGCAGUUGAGAUAGAAAGAGGCUAGCACAGAAAAAUAUUUAAUAUGCUUAUAACCUUUCUUUUUUAAAAAAACAAUAAAUGUUUGAAUGUAGUACCAUGGUCCCCUUUUAGUUCUUACAAAAAAUUAAAGGUAAAGGUUCCCCUUGCACACAUGUGCUAGUUGUUUCCGACUCUAGGGGGUGGUGCUCAUCUCUGUUUCAAAGCCAAAGAGCCAGCGCUGUCCGAAGACAUCUCCAUGGUCAUGUGGCCGGCAUGACUCAAUGCCAAAGGCUCACAGAGCGCUGUUACCUUCCCACUAGGAACAGUGGUCCCUGUUUUUCUACUUUCAUUUUUUACGUGCUUUCGAACUGCUAGGUUGGCAGAAGCUGGGACAAAUAAUAGGAGCUCACCCCGUUAUGCGGCACUAGGGAUUCGAACCACUGAACUGCCAACCUUUCGAUCGACAAGUUCAGCAUCUUAGUCACUGAGCCACCGCAUCCCUUUUUACAAAGAAUUAAAUUUGCCCAAAUGAUAGUGAAUGUAAGUGUUAGCUUUCAGCCAAUAAUACAUAAUCUGACUGGUCAGCCUUGAGUCCAUAUUCAGAAUGCUGAGAAUUGAACUGAAUCAGUUGUGUAGGCAGAACUAGUAUCAAAGUUUAAUACAUCAGCAUGAGAGAGAACAAAGUUCAGUUUUGAAACUGACCACAUUAAAGAAGCCCAGAGCUAAGAGGGAAUGAAGUCCUUCCCAGUUCAAAAGAGUUUUGGUAAUAAGAGGUUAAAAAUUUGGUAGAAUUCAGAUUAGCUGCUGAAGCCUGUGUCAGAGAGUUCAUCACUCUACUCCACCGCUAUCUCUGAUAUUUCCAUUUCUGAAAAAAGAAUGUCAACAUUGUAUGUCCUCAGUAACAAGUUCAGAAGGGGCAAAAUGACCUUUUAAAGUCGGGGGUGUUUUACAAGGCUAACAAAGUGCUUCAUGGUCAUCUAGUUUGAUUUGCUGCUUCAAAGUGGUUCCCUGCAUUGAUUCAUGAAUGUGCUUUGAUGUGAUUAUUUUACUGAACCUUCCUCUAAUUAAAAUCCAAAGCUUUAUACAGCACCAGUAACCAGACUUACUUAGUCUCUAAUGUUUUCAGAUGUGCUGAACUAUCCAUUUCCAAACAUUUCAAGCUGCAGGAUUCUGACUGUGAAUUCAGAGGUUGCAAUCCAAAUAGAAGGAAUAAAGUUGGAAAAAGUAGUUAGUUAUAAGUUUGAUACUAGAGCAAUGCUACCAAGUUGCAUGAUCAGAUCUAAUCUUUGUAUUUAGAUUGUAGUGCUGAAAUUGACAUUUGUAUAUUAGUAAAUACUACUACUGUUUCAGUAUAGCUACAAUGGGCAUACUUUGUACCAAUGUAAUAUUUUGAAAGCUCAUUUUAAUUUGGGUAUGUACCACUAUUGAAUGUAAACAUGAGGGCAUUGCAGCUUGUACAGAAAAUUUCUGAAGUUCAAAGUUGAAAUUUCCAUUUAUUAGUGACAAUUUUUUAUAUACCGGUAAAUAAAAGAGAGAAAAACCAAUUGGUUAAGGAUGUAAUGAGGCUAUCAAAAAGGAAUUUGUAAUUUGUAAUCUUGUAAUUCAUCAGCCCAAAAUGUAUUUUAGGUUAUUCCACUUUAACUGUGUAUAGGCCUGGCCUUUACCUUCUUUUGUGUGUGUUAAUAUUUAGUCUUUUUUUGUGUGGGUUAUUUGGAAAGAGAUCAUAAUGCAGUCUGUAUUACCAUGGUCCCCUUGUUGAAAAAGAACAGCAUGAAUUUUCAGUAUUAAUCCUUAAUCUUUGGAAAUAUCUUGGAGCCAAAUCAAAUGUCCAUUGCUUUCAAGAAUUAAUACCAGUCAUAUUUCUAACCACUUAGACCCUAUAUGUGUAUAACACGUGUGGUUUGCAGAUAAUAAGGCUCUUUUUAUGUAGGCAAAAGCAUGUUAGUGUAUGAGGGAACUAAUGUACUCUUACGAUAGUUGCAUUUGAAGCAUUUUUAUUGAAUCUCUAUGAUGUCUGAUCCACUAUCUGCAGUGCUGAAGUUUAUUUUAUUACCUUUUUGAAAUAGCAGAACUUUCAUGCUUCUGAAACUCAGACCGUGGGAAGUGAGUUAAGUAAUAUAAAGUUUCUGGAAACAUUGAAACAGCGAAAGGAGAAAAAGUGGUUCUAUGCCAACGGAUAGGUGGGAGUAUGGAAAUUUUGAAACCUGACUCUUUUUAAAAGAAAAGUUAAACUAUCCUGCUUUAAGAAAAUAAAAUGCAUUUAAUGUCCUUUACAACUAAGAGCAUAGCAUGUUUAUUUUUCAGAUUUAUUUAAGAGCUGGAGAUUGUGAAUUAUCAAUAGUUUCCCUAUAUUUUAAACUGCAAAUUGUCAGUUGUAGCCAGUGUGGCCGUGGAUAGAAAUGAUGGGAAAUGUGGUCCGAAGUUCUUAUUAAUAGAUAGAAAUUUCAACUUUGAACUUCAGAAACUUUCUGUAUGAGCUACAAUGCCCUCAUGUUUACAUUCAAAAGUGGCACGUGCCCAGAGUGUAGUCUGUGAAGUGGAACAUUUUAACCUAAUUUUUCUUUUGGCUUCAGAAAAUUUAUUUACUAAUACAUUAUACAUCACUUUAUUUGUUGUAGUUUGCUGGUAUCAACAUGGAUGAGUUUUGACAUGACAGAAAAAGUUGUAGUGUAUCACCUGUGCUUGUCAGUUGUCCUCAUAAAGAUGUAUUGAUAAAAUGGUUAACUUUUGUUGGGAGAAAAAAAUUGCAUGCUAGCAAACUGGCAAAUGUAACAGUUUCCUUUAUUUUUUUAAUUUUCUUUGAUUUCGUGCAAACAGCAGCAGUUUAUUCCAUAUUACUUCUGGAAAAGAGUACCACACCCUAUUAAUGCUAACAUGUAGGAGUUGAUCAGAAUAAAACACCUAUCACAAUUAGCAUUAACAGUGUAUGGCCUGCAGAUUUAAUGUAAUCCAUAAAGGUGAAGCUUCUGGACAAUUCUCUCUAAUUUACCUAUAAUAUAAAAGCAAUAAUGAAUUUAAGGAAUGGAGUACAUGUUAAACAAAUCAAGGACAAUAACAUUUUAAAAAUAAAUAUUAAAAUAUUCUGUUAAUAGGAAAUACAUCUCAACAGCUUUAUCUGUAACAAUUACUGUACCAAUUUUUUUUUAUCGAGUUUGAUAUACAUGUAUUAGAAAUAUUUAAAUUGGGUAAAAAUGGUAUUUCAAGCAGAACUGCAUAUGUGAAUUGAAAAAAAUAAGAUUAUUUUAACUGUGUUAAAUAUCUGAAGGAGACCCAGCUUGGUGUAGUAGAUAAGUCAUCUGGCUUUAAACAAUUCUAGUCCCCUCUCCCCAAAUUAUGUAGCCAGCUGAGUGACCUUGGGCCAGUCAUUCUUUCUCAGCCCCAGAAAGCAGGCAAUGACAAACCACUACUAAAAUAUUUCUGAAAGAAAAUUGCAAGAACUUGUCUCAACAGUCACCAGGUGUCAACAAUAACUCAAGCAGGAAGUAUAGACCUGCUUUUGUUCUCUGAAAUAUACUAAGCUAUGUGAAGUGAGUUGUUUAAGAUCAUUUGAUGAAUUUUAUGGUUCUAUGAAAAUUUGAGAUUAGAUUUCCCAUUUCUAAAUUCAGGAAUAUUAAUUAUAUUAAUAUUAAUACUAUUAAUGUAAUAUUACAUGCUGUUUUGUAGAUUACCAUGUAAAUGAAACAUAAUAAUCCCUUCUCUCUUAGCACCGAUUACUUGUACUUGAGAAGCAGUUUCUGGUGGUUCUAUACAGCAGGAAUUUUGUGGAGACUUGGCAUUUUGGUUCAUAGUGUAUAUGAGUAUAUAGUGUAUAUUUAAAUUGCAGCUCCAGUAAUUGAGAAACCUAUUUUAAAGUACAUCAACUUAUUUCCAAAGUUUUUCUUUUGGGGGGAGAUGAAAGUAAAUGAAACAGCUUAUGUUUUCAUAGUAGUUGCAGUUAGUAACUGAUAGAACAAAGAGGAAGUAGAUGUUGGUUUAAGAUGUGGUAAGUUAAUUUAAGUGAUAAAUGGAAAUUGCUUCUUCCUUUUUAUUUUAAAUUAAACCAGUUAAAUAUAAUCACAAGACACAAUAGUAAAUGCCCAGAAGAAACAGUAAAUGUGAACUAUAUGGGCUUUUGCAAACAAGUGCUAUAACUUCUGAAGAAAGUGUAAAAUAUGAUUACCAGCAUUCCAGAUUGCCCCUCUUAUGAGCAGCAAUGCAUAUAUUCAUUGAUGAGUAUAUCAUUCAAUGAAUAUAUCAUUCAUUGAUAUAUUCUAGUUGAAUAUUUUAAUCAAUGGUCCUCAAGAUAUCCUUGCAAGAGUUUUCCUUGCAAGCUAAGUACCUAAGUAAUUGGGCUUUCCUGAUUAGUGUAGCCAGGAAUGCAUCAUUCUUAUUUCGUAUCCUGAUUCAUAAAGGUUUGUGAAAAAGCAAAUGAUUUAGUUCUGUUUUGUCUUCCAGAUCUUAGAAAAUGGAAUUGCUUUAAUUAAGUCAGGUAGUGGGGGUUCAGAUUCUGUUACUUAGUCCUAGUGUGGAAAUUACAGUAAUCUCUCAGUUACCAGUUUCAAUUCUGUUUAUGGAUAAGAACAUAUAUGACCUUAGUUAAUAGUGUCUACCCACAUAAAAGCCACAUAUUACACGGUUAUUUGAAGGAUAUCAUUUACCUUCCAGAAAUUUUGAACUUUUAUUGAAACAUAUAGAACUUAAAAUGAUAUUUAUCCAACUGAUUUGUUCACAGUUAAACAUUAUUUGGAGACUUUAAUAAUUUAUUAUUUUUUUUAAAAUGAAAGCAUAGUUUGAAUUUUCCUUUCUUCUGUGAUGGCCAGUAGUAGUACCCUGUAAUAAUGUGGUUGUAGAUACAAACAGAGUCCAGACGGCUAUCAAAAGCUACAAUUGUGUAUCCAUUAUCAAAGCAGAAUAAAAAUACUCCUGCCAACAGAAUUACAGUAUGUGUAGGAGAUAUGAUCAGCCUAGUUUUCAACCUUACAGACUACAUUUGCAGGGAAUUUCCCUCUUUUAAAUAGAGGAACAUAAUGUAUCUCUCCCCCAGAGUUACUUGAAUUGGUACUGCUCAAGGAAGUAGUAUUACUUGAUUUCACUUUAUGUGUCACUGGACCAUUAGAGAAGACUAAAGACUAACAUCCCUGAAUAAUACAUAUAUAACCUUAUAUCAAUAUAUUUAUGGCACUCCACUAAUAUGCUUUCUUAGAAGUAUUUGGUAAAAAGAAAAACCUAAAUUAAAAUUCUUCCUAUAAAAUCAAAUUCUGUUUGACAUUUCACCAAACUAUCUUAUCUGACUUGUGUUGUAGCAAAGAGAAACCUUCCCUGAAAUUAGUAAAUGAUACUUCAGUAAAUUGAACUGGAACUAUAUACAAGAAGUUCAAAAACCAGAGUUAAAAUUGUUAAAAAUAUUCCAUGGAAGUUUUAAACACUAAAUAUAUAUAUAUUUAAGAAAUGUGUAAUUAUAAGUACAUUUUCCAGAUAAAAAUUUCUAAAGGUUUAGUCUUUAAAGAGGAAUGCUGAAUAAAUAGCAUAUUUAUAAACAAUUCAAAGGGCGCAAUGUUGAAAUCCAAUAAAAAUCAGUGGAAGAGAGAACUGCAUUUAAUUCAAGUCUUAUUAAUACAGUGGUUCUUCAAUGUAACAAGAUUUUGAUGACGGUAUUUUAGUUCUACCUUGCCAAUGCAGAAGACUCAUUGCAACUUGUCAAAGAAAAAAAAAAUCUUUUCUUUUGACAUUACCUUGUCAAAAGAAAAAAAAAUAUUGUGUAAAAUAACCAUCCUGUAUGUGUAGAUGUGGCCUAAUGUUAAAUCACUAGUGAUGAAGCUACUAUGAGUCUCAUAUGUCUUCUAUUUUGACAGAAUUAGUCUGGCCUGAAAAUAUUGUCUCAAUUUCCUAUGGCAUACAAAGACUACCCAUGGUUCCCAUAAAUAUAAUUUUAACUAACUGUUCGUAUUAUUUAAACAAAUAUUCAAAUUUGUUUACCUGUCAAUGUUACCAAGCCUGUUCUGUUUCAUUGCAUCCUGUAGUUUUAUUUUAGAAAGAAAGAAAGAGAAUGCACCUACCUGUUAUUGGGAGCCGUUUCUACAUAGACAUAAGUAGUUCAGCAAAGCAGCCACAGACUUCCUUUCGUUAUGUUUCAUGGAAAUCAAAAGUGUUCAGUGUGUAGGUUCUUUUCUGCCACUUUUGAGAAAAAGGACCAUAAAUAAAAAGGAAACACGAGGUUCUCAGUGGCCCAGAAGUUGCUCGAAUCGGUCUCGUGUCUGGCUCUGCACCCUGCAUCCUUGCUGCAAAAGAUAGGCAAAGAAAGCCAGUCCUAUAAAAUCCCAAGAUCUUUUAUAUAAGUCAUGAAGGUGACUCAUCCUCUUCUUUGCAGGGGUUCCCCUACAUCUUUUCUUCUUAGAAUCUAAUGCUCAGGUUUUUUUCAGUGGCAUUAUAAAAUUUCCAUGUAUGUUUAAAAAAACACUCUACUUUCUAUAGAAAACAUGGGUUAAAUAUAUGAAAUAACUAAUUAUUUGCAUUUGUGAUUAAGUUUUCUAUUUUCAGUUGUACGAAUGGACCAAAUCUAUUACUGAGCAGUGCCUAGCUUAUCAUUGUGAAACACUCUUGUCAAGUCAUAGUAAAUUUUCCUCUAGCCCUGAAGUGAACAGAAAAUUGUGUCAAGUUUAAUUUGACAAUGCAGUUGAAAUUAUAAGGCAUGCAAAUAGAUCUAAAGGACUAUUUUGGAUGUUUCUGAAUGUCAGAGAAAACAAUAUUACAUUGAUAUUUAAUUUUGGCUUUUGUCAGAUGACCUUUUUUCCCCAAUCAUGUACAAUUGUGGUUGACUUACAACCACAAUUGAGUCCAAAAUUUAUGUUGUUAAGUGAGUUUUGCCCCAUUUGACAACCUUUCUAACCACUGUUGGUAAACUAGUAACCCGGUUGUUGACUGAAUCUGGCUUCCCCUUUGAGUUUCCUUAUCAAAAGGUUGCAAAAGAUGAUCACAUGACCUUGGGACACAGCAAUGGUCCUAAGUAGGAAACCAGUUGCCAAACAUCUGAAUUUUGAUUACGUAAUCAUAGGGAUGCUACAAAGUUUGUAACUGAAAAAUGGUCAUAAGUCACUUUUUUCCAGUGCUGCUGUAACUUUGAACUGUCACUAAAUGACCUGUUGUAAAUUGAGGACUACCUGUACAUGGUGCCUAUGUGCUUGUUUGUUGUGGGUCAUGUUUUGUUGAUUGUAUCCGCAAUAAAAGAUAUCCGCUGCUGUGACUUGAUAA
Molecule: messenger RNA, 9268 nt
Organism: Pantherophis guttatus
Lineage: Eukaryota; Metazoa; Chordata; Lepidosauria; Squamata; Colubridae
Gene: MRPL39
Product: mitochondrial ribosomal protein L39
Cellular component (GO): mitochondrion
Molecular function (GO): nucleotide binding; RNA binding
Source: RefSeq, a predicted model, not a curated record